CUCACCUCCUCUCCACCCCUCCUAUCGCUGCAAUCACGACCGAACGCGAAGAGCAAUACAGUGUAACGGUAUAGCUAAUUUAUAGUGGAUUUCCGUUAUCAGGACCACUAACCAUGGAAGAACUUACGGCGUUCGUUUCUAAAUCCUUUGACCAAAAAACGAAGGAGAGCAGUAAGGAGAGUAUCACGUACAGGGAAGUUUUGGAGAGUGGCUUGGCACGGGCAAGGGAGCUCGGAAACUCGGAGACCAAUCUACAGGACAUAACGGAAAGCAGCAACCACUGUCCGGUUCAUCUAUUCAAGGAACACGUAGAAUUAGAAAAGGAAAAAUUGAAGGACUUUAACGUUUCAAGGUCUUCAGAAGGGAUCUACGAAUGUAAGGACAAAAAGGAAGACGUAAAGUCGGAAGACGAGGACGCGCAGAGCAAGCUGAAGCAACGGCGGAGCAGAACCAACUUCACCCUGGAGCAGCUCAACGAGCUGGAGCGGCUUUUCGACGAGACCCACUACCCGGACGCCUUCAUGCGCGAGGAGUUGAGCCAAAGGCUGGGGCUGUCAGAGGCCAGAGUGCAGGUUUGGUUUCAGAACAGAAGGGCAAAAUGUCGAAAACAAGAAAACCAGAUGCACAAAGACAUCUCUCCGUUCUCCGCAGGUGUCAUCCUGGGCACCGCCAGUCACCUAGACGCUUGCAGAGUAGCUCCGUACGUCAACAUGGGGGCCCUGAGAAUGCCUUUCCAACAGGUACAGGCCCAGCUCCAGUUAGAAGGUGUUGCUCACUCUCACCCCCACCUGCACCCACACCUGGCGGCACAUGCCCCCUACCUGAUGUUCCCGCCCCCUCCCUUUGGACUACCAAUCGCUUCGUUGGCGGACUCAGCCUCUGCUGCGGCGGCUGUGGCGGCAGCUGCCAAAAGCAACAGCAAGAACUCCAGCAUCGCCGACCUGCGACUCAAGGCAGGACUUCUGCGGGGCCAGUGGCUCAGUCCACUCCAGGCACAGAUCUCAGCCCCUGGACCAUACAAACACAUGUGGAUGUCUGUCUGAAGGCCAGACCAGGCCAGCCAGUCAGACCCGAAGAGGCUUUAACAAAGCUAGCUGGCUAAGCAGACGGCAGGGCCAUGUUGACAUUGUAAACUCUUGACUGUGGAACAGACACAGACAACCAAGUGACAUCGGAACUGCUCUGACUUUACACACGUAAAAAAAAAGAGAAAAAAAAAAGAAAAGACAUGAUCUUGUUUGCCUCCAACCACUGUGUUCCCUGCCGCCGCCUAGUGCAUGAGUCCUAUUGGAGUAUAGUAGACCUGUAUGGGCCUGGCCGCUGUCUGUUUUAUCUCUGCCAUCUAGCCCCCACGACAUCUUCAUCUCCCAGGCCAAAGGUCACUGGCCUCUCUUAGGUUUCAAUUUCCUCAAGCUGUGGACCAAAAGAAAAGAACACCAAUCCCAUCUUCUUCGAGAAGGAGAGAACAAAUCUAUUGCUGGGCAUGUGUCAGUGAGACAGUUUUCUUUCCUUACACCUCAAUUUGUGCUCUCUCUUAUUUUUCUUUCUCUCUUUCUUAUUUCUUUCUGCUUAUUGUGAUUUGUCCUGGGUUUAGAAGUGAAAAUAGCCUUUGCACUUCAGGUCUUGUAUGUGGGUGUUUAAUAACGCCACUACAAGCAAAUACUACUUUAUUAAAUGAGGGGGGAUUUGAUAUCAUCACGACAUUGAAAAGAGACAGUCAUAAGAUGUUUCGUGAAAAAAGGGUAUAGCUGCAUUUUUGUAAUUUUGAAAAUAUGGAGAAAGCAUCAGUUAAACUGAAAUGCAAAUGUGUGCAGAUUAAGUGCAAUACUGUAAAUAUUAAAAGUAAACACAUAGCAGUUAAUCCUCCACGAUAUGGAAUCCCGACAAUUUUCAGUCAUUUUUGACGUGCUGAUAUUGUUGGUGUCAACUCUCUUUGCCAAACAGAACAGUUUUUCUAAAGCAGUGUAUAUUAUAUUAUGUUGUUACUUCAUCCACAAUAAUGUGCCAUAACACUUAGAAACUCCAUUGUAUUCAAACAUAGUUCUGUACACACCAGGAAAUGACAAUUAGUUGUGGAGGUAGACAUAUUAUUGAUAUAGCAGAAAUAUACAGCUGAUUUUUCUAGAAUAGUGCAUGUUGUUUUUACAAAGAGCACAUUUAACAACAAAGCGGCUUUAUGUAUUUAAAAUUAUUCAGAAGAAUUUCCAGAAAUUAUCCAACAGAUUAAUAAUUAUAUGAAAUAUUUGGAAUGUCAAAAACAUGAUUUAUUGUUUGUGGAAAGGCCAUUUGAUACAACUGUCUCAGCAUGUAUGUGAACCUGUGAAUCCUAGUCACGUCUACCUUCAACAAUGGAUUGCCAUUUUCUGUGGUCAUAAAUCUCAAAUUAUAGUUGUUUAGCGAUGUUUCCAUUUUAAAUUAAACAAAUGGGUGCUUUUAUUUAUUAUUUUGUCUGAAAGUUUAUGAAAGGUGAAAUAGUUACACGUGUACAUUUUACAUGGCUUUGCAUUUAUUUUUAUAUGUUUUAUAAAUGUUACAUGAGAGGUGUGGCUGUAGUGCAUUGUUUGCCUAAAUGUAGCGUGUCCGAGUUUACAAACAUUUCAGGGAUGGUUGAAUUUAUCAAAGCUCCAUGGAAGUUGUACCAUCAGAAUUACUAUCAUUUCAAAUGCAAGCAUGCCUAAACAUGAUUCACCAUACAGUUGUGUUUUUUCUCUUUUGAUUCACAAAAUAUGAAUGUACAUCUUGUACAAGUAAACUAUCAAUAAAGUUAUAAAUAUUUGUA
Molecule: messenger RNA, 2779 nt
Organism: Osmerus eperlanus (European smelt)
Lineage: Eukaryota; Metazoa; Chordata; Actinopteri; Osmeriformes; Osmeridae
Gene: shox
Product: shox homeobox
Exons: 6
Coding region: 114-1043 (309 amino acids)
Biological process (GO): regulation of transcription by RNA polymerase II
Cellular component (GO): nucleus
Molecular function (GO): sequence-specific double-stranded DNA binding; DNA-binding transcription factor activity, RNA polymerase II-specific
Source: RefSeq, a predicted model, not a curated record